AUGCCCGAAGAAGAAAGACAUCCCACUGAAUGUUUCCGGGUUUACCCAAGCAGUGUCCAAUACCCGCAGCUCCAAGAUCCCGAGGCGUCUCCCCAACGCGAUGAUAAUGCCAAAGGCAAAGGGCAGCCAGCUUCCGACCCGGUGCCUACGCCAUGCUCUUCCUCAUCUAACAAGGCUGGCGACUUCGAGGUUCGACCUACCAUAUCCGCACAACUCCCGCCCUUCAUCUCUCCAUUGCCAGUGCGGAUACCCGCAGACGACGUCGCGUUCCUAUACUCAAAGGGGGCCUUUACUCUGCCGAGCGUCGAUUGCCAGAAUGCGCUUCUUCGGUCCUACUUUAACUUCACGUACCCACACAUGCCCUCUCUGGACAUGAACCAGUUCCUCGGGGCAAUGACCGCACGCGAUGCCAAGCCUGGCCAGGUCAGCUUGCUUCUCCUUCAAGCCAUCUUGUUUGCAGGAGCCGCACAUGUCUCGAUGGAUCACUUAAAGGCCGCUGGUUUUCACACUCGUAAACAUGCUCGCAGGAAGCUUUUCCAGCGAGCUCGCUUGCUAUACGACUUUGACUAUGAAUCCGAUCGGCUUGUUCUCGUACAGGCUCUAUUGCUCAUGUCGUUGUGGAACGAUGGCGCUGAUGACCACAGAGGUGUGAGAUAUUGGACGGAUCUCGCCAUCUCGCAGGCUUUCGCCCUAGGCCUCCAUCAAGACUCUUCCCAGUCCGUUUUUUCGCCUGUGACACGCAAGUUGUGCCGCAGGAUCUGGUGGGUGUGUUUUAUUAAAGAUCGCCUGACUUCCUUAGAGAUGAAGCAGAUGCCCAGGCUACGCGAUGGAGACUAUGAGGUUUCCAUGUUGGAAGAUGCCGACUUUGACAUCGGACCUGUACCAGCCUCCGCCAACAUACCGUUUGAGACAAUGUGCUCCUAUUUCUGGGACGAAAAGAGACGCAGAGACCUUGGAGCGCUGUUUACUGCAAAAGUAACUAUAUGCCAGUGCUGGGGCGCUUACUUGACCAUUCAUGUCUCCCUUCACGCAGAGCAGAGAGGCAACUCGACUCUUGGUGGUUUCAAAGCCCUGGAGACGGCCACUAAAGCCCCAAGCAAGCAUUCCUUUACCUUUCUGAGGCGCGAGUUGGAAAUGUGGCACAAAUCGCUGCCCGAAUGCUGCCAUCUUCGAUGGAUACGGGGUAACGAUUUGUCAACCGAUGCCGCCAUCACCAUAAGCCGCACAGCUUUGCAUAUGUUGUACCAGUUUCUUGUGCUAGCCAUGGAACGCAUUUAUGUCAUGUCAACACAUCCAAGGUCACUCCUGGAUAAGGAGAAUGCGAGGAUUUGGGUGCAGGAAGCUGCGCUGCAGAUUUCUGAUUUAGCCGGCGAGGCGCACGGCGCUGGAAUCGACAGCUUGUUGCCCAUCUCGGCGACAACGGCCAUCACUGCGGCAGCAGGAGUCCAUUUGCAGGUGCUCAAGGGUGACAUUUUAGCAGAUAAACAGAUGGCCCGCGACGGUUUUAGACGAUGCAUGGAGGUGAUCAAGACCUUGGCCGACGGCUACGAGCCAACCAACCACGCAAGGAGCGUUAUGGAAUGGGCUGUCUUAAAACCUAUUGACCACACUGUGCAGCCUCAACCCGGUCGUCAUGAGCUGAAACCGUAUUCACUGCCAGGAGAGGGCAUACUCUGGAGCCUCGAAAGGAUGGAGGAGGAAGACUGCCAGGUCGAGGAGGCUGACAGCGAGUCUAGACAAGGGGUGCUGAGUAUCGGCUCGUCGCCACCAACGAGUUCACUGUCGAAAGCCUCCACAAAGGCAGAUUUCAAAUCCGGGACUGCCUUUGAAGCAGUGUCUAAGAUGCCUCAUGACCUGGUAGACAUCACGUCGCUUCCCCAAGGAUUUGGGUGUUCCUUGGAUGAGUUGAAUACCUUGUUUGAUACUAAGGGAGGGGAGUCGGGUUUUUGA
This is a messenger RNA of Fusarium falciforme, 1950 nucleotides long. Its product is annotated as Zn(2)-C6 fungal-type domain-containing protein. Gene Ontology annotation, biological process: DNA-templated transcription. The record is from RefSeq and is a predicted model, not a curated record. The coding region runs from base 1 to 1950 and encodes 649 amino acids. Lineage: Eukaryota; Fungi; Ascomycota; Sordariomycetes; Hypocreales; Nectriaceae. The transcript has 3 exons. Gene Ontology annotation, molecular function: DNA binding; zinc ion binding.